AUGGCGAAGAUUACCGGAGUGGAGCAUUGUUUGAACAAACAUGAUGCACGCUUACAGGGACUCGAAGAAGAACAAAAGAGAUACGCCUCUCGACUAGAUACGCUGCAGACAGAAGGAGACGCUUAUCACAGUGACUUAAGCGAUCUAAAAGAGAAUAUGGAGGCGAACAAAGUGGGAAUCGAGAUGCGCAACGAGGAUAUGAUUGAGGUAAAGAAAGAUGUUGAGGUCAACGUAAGAAGGAUAGAGUUGCAAAACGAGACGACACACGCCCUGGAAGCUCGACUGCUAUCGUAUGAACUAGUCCUUGCUGGUAUCGAAAAAGAGUUUGAUAGCCUCAGGCGCGAGCAAGAUGAAAAGAUAGCGCAAUUGGCGAGAGAAAACAAACGACAAGAUCAAAGGAUAGAGCAAUUAGACAGAGAGAGCAAGUGGCAAGAUGAAAGGAUCAGAUCUCAAGAAAGGACAAUAGCACAACAGGGCGGCAUGAUCAAGAAACAAGACGUGAAAAUCAACGGACAUGAAAAUCGUAUGAUUGGGCAAAGCAAGUGUUUGAUAGAGCAUAAUAGUAAGGCAAAGAAACAAGACGAGAAGAUGAUGCAACAAGUCAAAGAGAUGGAAAACCAAGCCAAGCAGAUUGAAGAAAAGAACAGGACGAUAGAAGAGCAGGCCAAGAAACUGGCACACUUUGAGUGCAGUAAUAGGGAACAUCUCUUACAACAAGAUAUCGCAAUGGCCAAACAAGCUAAAGAGGUGGGAAACCAAGCCGGGCAGAUUGAAGAACAGAACAAGGCUAUGGAAGAGCAGGCCAUGAGACUGGAACAACUCGAUUGCACCAGCAGACAACGUAUCCUGGAACUUCAAGCUGACCUGGAAGGACAAACCAAGGCGGCUGUCAGUGAAGCUGAAAUAAAGCUUGAGGCAGAUCUAGAAAGUGUGAAGAAACUUGUGACAGUGUCUGAAAACGCAUCAAGCAUCCCAAAAACAAGCGCAGCGGAACUCAGGACCCUCAGAUUCCAGAUGGAACUCAUCAAGGCACGCUUAGACCGGCACGAGGUUACAAACCGCAACCUGAUUUCGAAGGCCACGACGCAAGAGCUAUCUCUGACAGCGGUGAGCGAAAAGCUCAAGGCAAUGGGUAAACAACUAUCGAGCAUCCAAGCUGCCCAAUCGGAAGUUUCCAGUCGACUAGACGACCACAUCACCAGCGAGCGGCUGAAAGCAGAGAUUGAAAAUCUCCAGAACCACAUCAGGGAGUGUUGGGAUCGCCUCAAAGAGAGGAUCGAGCUGCAUAGACAAGGUUUAGUCAGUGGCGUAAACCAGCGCGUCGUUACCAUCCACGAGCACCUUGCCGUUCUGACAUCGGGCCUCAACGCUAUAAAUGGUGAGCAUGAACGGGUCGUCGGUCACCUCGCAAACAUCGCAGCGCCUUUUCGACCAGCACCCCCCGCACAGCAUAUUCAACACCACAUGGUUGAUCGGAAUGCGAUAUCCCCUCAGCCCAUACCGGUAGAUGAUGGCGGAGCGAUUACAGCGCUCGGGGCCUCAGCCUGUGAGAAGGUCUUCUACGGGGGACAUGUAGUGUGGUUCAAACACAAGGGACGGCAUCGUCUUCGCACGUGA
This is a messenger RNA of Pyrenophora tritici-repentis Pt-1C-BFP, 1617 nucleotides long. The record is from RefSeq and is a predicted model, not a curated record. Lineage: Eukaryota; Fungi; Ascomycota; Dothideomycetes; Pleosporales; Pleosporaceae.